Messenger RNA from Akanthomyces muscarius, 936 nucleotides. RefSeq lists its product as uncharacterized. Gene Ontology annotation, biological process: protein polyubiquitination; positive regulation of proteasomal ubiquitin-dependent protein catabolic process; ubiquitin-dependent protein catabolic process. The coding region runs from base 1 to 936 and encodes 311 amino acids. The record is from RefSeq and is a predicted model, not a curated record. Gene Ontology annotation, cellular component: cytoplasm; ubiquitin ligase complex. The transcript has 2 exons. Gene Ontology annotation, molecular function: ubiquitin protein ligase activity; ubiquitin conjugating enzyme binding; zinc ion binding. NCBI's taxonomy places the organism in Eukaryota, Fungi, Ascomycota, Sordariomycetes, Hypocreales, Cordycipitaceae.
AUGGACUCCGCUGGUGAUGCCUCGCUGCGCCUUGCCCUCGAGCUGCAGAUUCAAGACGCGGAAGGGCUCAGCAGGCCGAAGCAAGAGGGACAAGACCGCAAGAGAAAAGCAAGCGACUUUGACGUCGCGCUCGGGGUGUACCAAGAGCAUCUCGCGACCGAAGUCCAGUCGGUCGGCGGCAGACUGCCAGCGCCUUCAGUCGAUGGAAGGCCCUCCCGGCCCAGGAAGCGCCCUGCCACCGGGCAAAGAAAGGUCCCUACUCCUGCAACAAGAGUGAAUCCACCGCGACAAGCCAAGGCAUAUGUAUGGCAAACAGCAGUGACUGCGCAGACUGUGGGCCCUGCGGAUAACAGCAGCGCUUUGCAGUGCGCGGGCUGCCUGGAAGUGCCAAAUGGGGACUCGUCUAUUCGUACACCCUGCAAUCAUUCGUACUGCAGCACUUGCCUCGUAAAACUGUUUACAGCGGCAACGACCGACGGCGGCGCUUUUCCCGCGUCAUGCUGCAUAGAACCAAUCCCGCUGGCAGACGCACACAGAUUUCUGCGCGCCGAGGUGGUGGCCUGCUACGAGAUGAUGCAGCUGGAAACGGACACGCAAGCGGCAGACCGACGAUACUGCCACAACGACGCCUGCGGGAGAUUCAUCCCGCCCGCCGACUUUGUGGGAGACCGUGCCCACUGCAGGUCCUGCUCGGCGCAGACUUGCAUCCUUUGCAGAGCCGCUGCGCAUGACGGCGUCUGCCCAGACGACCCAGCCCCGGACGAGAUACGAGCGCUGGUAGCGGCACGACGUCUGCGCUGGAAGCAGUGUCCGCGUUGCACAAAAUGGAUAGAGAAAAUCUCCGGGUGCUGUUACAUGGUGUGCCCCUGGCCGUGUAAGGCUGAAUUCUGUUACAAGUGUGGCGAGCCAUGGAAGGGAUGCAUUUGCAGACCGUGA